AAUACGGAAAAAAACAUUUUCACUGUAAGAAUCUACAUUUGCAAUCUUUAUUAACGUCCCGCAAUAAAUAAGUUAUAGCCUCAAUGAUUGUUCCUAACAAUGACGCAGAUAAGCUGGCAGUCAAACUCUUAAGUCAGAUGUAAAGUGGAGGUCAUUGUUGAUCGAUUUUUCUUCAUCUCUAAGCAUAUUCGUUCGAACAGUGAAUACUUCUAAUUUUGUGAAAAAUAUUUUUUAAAUCUUUUCCUAAUAUGAGGCUUCUAUUGGCCUGGAUUCUUUUCAUACAGGCAUAUAUUAUUUUUGGGGAUCAUAAUACAGGUCUUGAUCAAUGCGGCAUUGCAAAUUCUAAUAGAAUUAUUGGUGGUAAAAAUGCAUCAAUGGGCGCUUAUCCUUGGAUUGCUAGAAUUGGAUAUAUAAAAAAAAAUGACAAAGAAAAAGAUGUUACAUUUCGUUGCGGUGGCACAGUUAUUACUGAAAUCUAUGUUAUAACUGCAGCUCAUUGUAUUGUGAAUUUAGCUAACAAUAUAAUAGUUUCACGGAUACGAUUAGGCGAACAUAAUACUGAGACAAAUCCUGAUUGUAUUAAGUCAUUUUGCAAUCUACCUUAUCAGGAUUUCGAAGCUGCACAAAUAACACCUCAUGAAUCGUACGAUAAACCUAAACUUCAAAAUGAUUUAGGGUUAAUAAAAUUAAAUAAAGUUAUCACAUUCAACGAAUAUAUUAAGCCAAUUUGUAUGAUGAAAGCGAAACUGUUGAAGAAGAAUUUUAUAGGACAAGCGGCGGAAGUUGCUGGCUGGGGAGUAUAUGAUAUAAAUGAGCCACAGAUGAGUUCAGUACUACAGACGGUGAAGUUGCCUAUCGUGGAGAUUGAACGUUGCGUCAUCGGCUAUAAAAUAGCGGCACCCAUUGGCUAUAAUCAGCUGUGUGUAGGUGGCAAAGUUGGACAAGACUCAUGUGGCGGUGACUCGGGUGGUCCCCUUAUGAAGGUCGACGUAGAUGGGCCCCUGGGGCCGCGCUAUUACAUCAUCGGCAUCGUUUCCUUCGGUGCCAAGCUUUGCGGUGAGACGAACUUACCGGGCGUCUACACCAAGAUAGCCUCGUAUAUGCCCUGGGUUUACGAGCACAUCAAGGCUUGAUAAGAGCCUCUGAAUUAUAUAAUUAUUUCUAUUCUUACACGUUACGAGCGUUUUGAGUUUUAACCUUUUUCAUUCUCUUUUUUUAUCUGCGGACAGUUAUUGGUUAAAAAUACAUGGAUACACUAUGGUGAGAGCGUCUGAAACCGUUUCGAGUAAUACAUUAACGUGGUUACUUUGUUUCAUGAUCAAUUUGAACCACGAAAUUGUGAGAAUUAAAAUAUCAUAUAAUCAACAUCAAUUUGAUGUUGCGAGUAUUAAAAUUCGAUGCUAAAUUGUGUAAACGACAUUUACAAAUAGUAUAAGCGCAAGUAUAUGCACACAUAAGCAUAUAACAGUAUAGACAAGUGUGCCCGCGCGCGCCACGUAGGUACUCAUAUACAUUUGUGUAAGAAUUUAAAUGAUACAAUAAAUAAU
Ceratosolen solmsi marchali is the source of this 1547-nucleotide messenger RNA. Its product is annotated as proclotting enzyme-like. Lineage: Eukaryota; Metazoa; Arthropoda; Insecta; Hymenoptera; Agaonidae. The record is from RefSeq and is a predicted model, not a curated record. The coding region runs from base 249 to 1133 and encodes 294 amino acids. Gene Ontology annotation, molecular function: serine-type endopeptidase activity. The transcript has 5 exons. Gene Ontology annotation, biological process: proteolysis.